CGCUCUGACGUGGGUGCCCCCCCUCUCCCCGCCCGGAUUAGUGGCAGCUUGGCCUGACUCUCCGGGGCUCCUUCCCCCGCCCCCGCCUGCUGCCCUCCCCUGGGCAGGGGGCUGCUCCGCCCGAGGGGCACUUGUGCUUGCCCAGGGUGCUGGAGGAGGAAACCGGCGGAGCAGCUUCCCCACUCUCAGUUGCGCGUCUGGCGAUGGCGAUCAGAGGUCCUGCUGCGCUCUCCGCCGGGCUCUCCCUCCAUUAGCCGCGCUGCGCCGUGUUGCGCCCCCGCUGGUGCCUCUCUCCCGGGUCGCGGGAUCGGCCCCUCUUCCAGGCACGACCCCUCCCCCCCGGCCCCUCGGCCUUUUCCCCAUCUCGGUCAUCUCCGACCCGGGGCGCGCGUUCCCCCCGGCCCGGCUCCCUCUCUCCCUCCGGGGGCACCCGCUCCCUAGCCCCGGCCCGGCCCUCCCCGCGGCGCAGCACGGAGUCUCGGCGUCCCAUGGCGCAACCCACGGCCUCGGCCCAGAAGCUGGUGCGGCCGAUCCGCGCCGUGUGCCGCAUCCUGCAGAUCCCGGAGUCCGACCCCUCCAACCUGCGGCCCUAGAGCGCCCCCGCCAC
This is a messenger RNA of Phacochoerus africanus (Common warthog), 607 nucleotides long. RefSeq names its product HR upstream open reading frame (gene HRURF). The record is from RefSeq and is a predicted model, not a curated record. Bases 489 to 593 code for a protein of 34 amino acids. NCBI's taxonomy places the organism in Eukaryota, Metazoa, Chordata, Mammalia, Artiodactyla, Suidae. The transcript has 2 exons.